Molecule: messenger RNA, 861 nt
Organism: Ipomoea nil (Japanese morning glory)
Lineage: Eukaryota; Viridiplantae; Streptophyta; Magnoliopsida; Solanales; Convolvulaceae
Product: NDR1/HIN1-like protein 12
Exons: 2
Coding region: 49-699 (216 amino acids)
Biological process (GO): defense response to other organism
Source: RefSeq, a predicted model, not a curated record
CCUCAUGCCACCUCCUCGGCUACUUGGCUUCUUGCAAGCUUGGCAAAUAUGUCUCAGAUAACAGACAUUAGUAAGUCUCCAAAACACUGUGCCAAGAGAGACUUGAGCAUUAUUCAAAAGUUGAGAUUCAAGAACAAGAUCUUCUUCACCAUCUUUACAUUGCUACUCUCUAUUCUCUCAAUCAUAACCCUUGUCUGGCUCACUCUCCACCCCUCCAAGCCACACUUCUCCCUCACACAAGCCGAUAUCUAUCAGCUCAACCUCUCGUCUCCUCGCCUCCUCAACUCCUCCAUUCAACUCACCCUCCUCUCCAAGAAUCCCAACACAAAAGUGGGUAUCUACUACGAUGAGAUUCAAGUUUAUGCAUCCUACAAGGGGCAGCAGAUCACUCUCUAUACUUCUCUCCCACCAUUCUAUCAAGGCCACGAGGAAUCUAACCUUCUCUCGGCUUACCUGGUGGCUGGGAAUGGCCUCCCCGUGGCUCCUUCGUUUAGCUAUGAAGUCCAGCGCGAUCAGAGCGCUGGAAGGUUAGUUUUGAUGCUUAAGGUGAAUGGGAAUUUGAGAUGGAAGGUGGGGACUUGGGUUUCUGGGAAAUACAGGUUUAAUGUAAACUGUGUUGCCAUGAUGCCUUUUGGAGUUUCCAUGCCAUCUGGUCCCUUGAUUUCUAAGCAGGGAACUCAGUGCUCCACUUCAAUUUGAACAAAUUAAGAUAGUUAUACUAAUACUUGCUAUCUACCAUGCAUCUUAAUUCUUAUAGUAUGUAGUUUAUCAUAUCAUCAGUCUUUCCUAAAUAAUUAAUUUUAUUUCUUGACUCUUAUAUUGUAAAUCAGAUUAUAUAUAUGAAUGGAAUUUCUUAUGAUA